CACUAGUUCAAUUUCUUAUUUUUAUGUAAUCCAUAUAUUCUCAAUAGUUAUAAGUUAACAAUUAGAUUGAGCAACGCAUUAUCUAAUUCGGUUAUAUUUUCGUUUUCAUUGCGUUGAUUGAUUAUUAGUAUACUUUAGAAUUCUACUCGAAUUAUUAUUAUUACUACUGCUAAUAAUAAUAAGAAUAAUAAUUACUGUGCUCAUACACAUUAUACAUUACACAUAGAAACUAAAAAAUUUCACCUCAGAUCAUACAGACUAUCUUGGCUGAACAUUCAUCAGUAUUUAUCUUCUUUAUGUCAAAGUUGAUUUAGAGAACAGAAAUUGAAAUUACUGUUAUUAUUUCGUUAUACUUGUUUAGAAGUAUAUAUUUUGAUUGCUAUCUCUCUCUGUGUGUGUAUGUGUGUGUAAAUCUAUUCACCUAUACAUGUACCCUUACAAAUUUCUAUGAGUAUAUAAAUAAACAUAUUUAUUAUAAUAUAAACAUUUAUAGUUCAUUGAAGAUGAGGAAAUUUCAAAUUUGUUUUGUUCUUCCUCUAUAAUAAUUGAAGAAAUCUACUUCAACAAUUUUCAAAAGACAACAAACAAACAAAAAACUUUAUCUUUGAAUCAUUUAUUGUGUAAUUUUUGAAAACUAUCAAGUUUAUCCUUUUAAUCUGAAAACAAUACACACGAAAUCUAAAAUAUUAAAACAACAAUAUCUGUCAACUGAAUUAAUACCUUUUUGGUGACCUCAAAUCAUUGAGAUUACAAUAGUCGUUCAACUUUUCUCAAUCACAACACAAUACAAUGACUAGUCAAGCUGGUAUUGAAACAGUUCAGUUGUCGGAUUAUCUCAAAAAUCUUGAAAACGCAUGUGAAACACCAAUUUUCGGUUAUACCCAUCAAAGUUUGGAAGAUGAAAUGGCUAGACAACAGACAAUUGAAGGAUCAUCAAAAUGGAUAAGAGAAAGUGUAACUAGCUCGAAUCAUGAUAUUUUGAAUCAAAUCAGCUAUAUAACAGAACGAGUUGAAACGAAUAAAGAUUGUUUACAUUAUUUAGCUGGAAUUACAAGUAUGGAAGAUAUUUAUUCGGAUGUUACAGCAUUCAAUGCUAAACGUGCAUUAAGACUUAUCAUGGAAAAUCUUGAUAAUAAAUUUUGGAGAAGAAAAUUAUCUGGACCUAUUAAUCGAUGCUGGCAAAAUCUUGGUCGAUACUCAGAAUUAGCAACUAUACAUCUUAAAAAUGCUGCCGAUUUUCAUCAGUUUUAUUAUGAUGCCAGACAUUUAGAAACUAAACUUUAUGACAGACAUAAGAAAUUUCUAUAUAAUCGUGGUCGAUUUGCUGAAAUGAAUCAUGAAUAUUAUACAAAUUCAUCAAAAGAACUAAGAGAUUGGUUAAGAAGCCAGUUUGAUCAUUUAAACUAUGUGGUCAAUCGUUCAAAGCAAUUAAUUGAACAAUCUAAAUCACUUGUGCCUAUUUAUCUACGAACUAAUCGUAUUAAAUCCCCUGUAAAUGGUGUAAUGUUAUGCGAUUAUGAAACACCUAAAUUUAAACUAACCGCUGGUGAACGAAUUGUUAUAAUUGACAAUAUGGCUGGUGGUGUACAAAAUAAACAGAAAUUCCUACUAAGAACAGGUACUAAUCAAGAGGAAGAUAUAACAUCUGAAGCAUCACACAAUAUGACAUCUGAUACAUUGGAUAUUUGUGAAACAGACAGUGACAGUCAUUCAAGAACUGAAGAAAUAGACGAUCGUUCAACUGACAGUAACUCUUAUUUACGAUAUCCAAAACCUAGAAUUACAACAAUGCCUUAUUGGAAUUUCGGUCGUGGUCAAACCAGUGGUUCUGAAAUCACGAGUAGUGAUCAAACGAGUAGUACUUUUACAGAAAAUGUCAGUCCGUUGGGACAAUCAUCGUCAAAGCUUCAUUGGCAUAUUAGAAGUAUUGAUGGGAAAGUCGAAGCAUUAGUACCAUCUGUAUGUGUAUGGAUUCCGUCACCUGAUAUGGAAGCUCAAGAGAAGGCAAUAAAACUAUAUAAAGUUAUAUUGGACAGUUGGAAUUACAUAAUAGAUGAACAAUUGAAAAUUUGUCUUCAAUUUUUCACAAUCUUAUUACAACGGUUUAUUGAAAGCGAUGGUUUAACUACAGAUGAUGAUGAAGCAUUUAAACGAUUUCUAAAUAACUUAGUAUUCUCUUUAACUGAACCACCAACAGCUGAGGCGGAAAAUUUUAAUAAGGAAUUCUUACGACUUAUUGAUGCUACACGUGAACAUUGGAAUAAAACAAAGACAUUUGGAACACGUACGUCAGAUAGCAUUCAUCUACGUCGAACAGAAAUUGCAAUAUUUCAAAGUCUGCUUGAUUGGAAUAAAGCUCAUAUGAGAACUAUAAAACAAUAUGAACAAGAAAACAUUAUACCACUUGAUUUAUCACAAAAACUCAAUGAUCUUCAAGAGCAAAGUUUUCAUAUGAUGGAAACUGUGACACUUGUCAAUGAUUUAGCUCAGAAGGAUAAGAAAAAAUUAGAUAGUUUAUUAAAUCAAUUAAGAAUAUGGAAUAAACAAACAAAAGACAAAAAUCAAUUUAAUAUUUAUUCAUUAUCAUCAAGUUCUGAUGAUGAAUGGUUGUCAAGUUCAGGUUCGGAGUAUAUAAAUUCAGAAAGUACUUAUGAAUCGAUUGAUGAAACAGAAACAUCAUAUAUCGUUCAUUCGAAACAAAUUAAACAACCACAUUUUACAAGUAGUUUAAAAUUUCCACAUAAAACGUUUAUACUGCCAGCUAUAUUCACAUAUGAUGAAGAAAUGGUGUGUAGUUGUACUACGAGUGAAGAAAUUCAAAGUAUUGGUACUGGUAGUUCUUGUACAACCGACGAUGAAAUUGAGGAUUAUCAAAAAUACCAUUUAAAACAAGAUUUUCUUACAAGAUCGGAGGACGAUUUCUUGAAAGAAAAUAAAAAUUUCGUAACUACACUUGACAAACAAAUGUUGUUAACACUUGAACGGCCAAUGGAUACAAAAGAUAAACCAAUAACAUACAAGAGUAGAAAAUACAUCGAUACAAAAGACGGUGGGCGCUAUUCAGUUGUCUAUAUCGAAGUAGCGCCAACUGAAGAAACUAAUAUACUUGAUUCCACUGAUCAAGAAAAUUUGAAACCGUCAACAAUUUCAAAAUCUACGCAAUCAGAAGAUCCUUUGAAAAAAACAAAAUUUACACGGAGAACAUGGAUAGAAAAGCAGCAUGUUGAAGAAGCAAAGAGUUUGACUAAAAUUGAAGAGUCAGCUAGAAUAAUUCAUACAAGGCCUAGCAAAGUUCAAAUCACAGAUAUAGGUAUAGAAGCACGUCCAACCUUCAGAAGCAUUGAAUGCUGUACUAGUGAUCUUAUAACCACAACUUCACAAUCAAUAACAGAAUUACGAAAACAACCACGUCAAAUUACCAAACAAAGAGAGAAUGUUCAAACACAAACAGAAAAGCACUCUGAAGAUUUCAUCUACGCAGUUAGGCAGUACGCACAUGUAAAAGAGGUAACAGAAGCUCAAUUCAAUCAGCUCAUUCAACAAGAAGUAGAAAAGUUGAAAUCUAAAGGCAGAGGCGACAGAGCUUGUCAAACUUAUGAAAUAAUGAAAAGCCCUGUGGGAAUAUAUAAAAUUACAUCUGAUGAUCAUAAACCACAUGAAAAAGUUCCAGAAAGUCCACGAUUAAGAGGUGAAUUUGGUUGUCAGUAUCAGCAACAAAUAAGACUUCUUGACAAACAGGAGCACUACCUUAUAGAAAGUACACCUAAAACAACCAUGUCAGAAACGUACGACAUCGAGACAAGUAAUGAAGAAAAUAGGGCAAUGUUUGGACAGAUAACCGAAUCAAAAUUAGUAACACAAAGUAUCGCAUUUGUAGAUCAAAGACAAAUACAUAGUAGAGUUAAAUCAGAGGAAAGUUCUUCGGAAAAAAUAGGAAUAUAUGUUGAAAAUUUCCAACAAUACGAACAAACCGACGAAGAGAAGAAGGCAAUAUCAAGCCUAAAAGAAAAAAUAUACAAAAUGAAAAUAGAAGCCAGCAUACAAACAACAAAAUUCCAAUAUGACAGUUGGACACAAACAAAAAUGGACAAAACAGAAACCACAGAAAAGAGAGAGGAAAAUCACAGUAUCAAAACACAAGACAGCAACAUAUUACAAAAAUACGAAACAAGAAAUGAAGACAAGUCAAAAGAAAAACAACUCAAAGUGUGUAUCAUGGAUUUGACAAGAGAGAUAGAUACUCCAGUGCAAGCAGAAAAAAAAGAAAUGAAGAGAGAGGAACACAGAGAAAUGAAGACAGUGAAACCUGAUCAUAUGAUGUCAGUGAGUACCUCCUACGCAGAACCGCCUGUCAAACAGCCACCACCACGCCAACUGACUGACACUGCCACACAGGUGACCUCCGUUACCACACACGUCACGGAAUCCAGUGAGCAUGUGAUUGUCUCUAAACCCACCGUUCAAGUCGAAGCACCUCUCGUCACCGAGACAGCCUCAUUGGAGUUACCCACACCUGAACCUGUUCGCAAAACAUCACUAGUGGAAGCCACACAGUUCGUGAAACGUUCCACAGUCGACCAACAAAUCGACACAGUACCAGUCUCCUCGUCCGACGUGGGUGCACAGACUGAGCCACACAAAUCUCUACUCGACGGUGCUGCCCAUUUGUCGUUGAAACGCACCGAUGCGACGUCACAAGCCAAACCUGUCCAAUUGUGCAUGGUGGAUUCUUGGAGUGAGAUCCAUGCACCAGUGAAACCAGAGACACCAGUUGUUCCGGUCCACGAACCACCGAAACGCAUCCAAACAUUGGAAGCCUGUGUGCAGACGGUGAAGGGAAGUGUGUGUGUUGUGGAUAGUGCGACCAGUGUGUUAAUGAAGUCGCCGGAAAGUGUGCUUGAUUCGGCUGCAGCUUUCGUGAAGAGACCGAGUGUGAAUGCUGAAGUGCAAGUGGAUAGGAUGAGCACACCGGUCGUCAGUCUGACCACACACAAGUUAGAACCGAAAAUGGUCGAGAGGAGUCUGUGUACCAGCUGUGGACAUCGGUACGUGAAUACCGAAGAGAUGGCUUGUCAGACCGUUCAGCCUAAGAUCGAACCGGUUCCUGUGACUGUGAAGACGUCGAAUGUCGCUAUGCAGACCAGUAAGUUCUCAAGUCUCUGUCAGACAACCAGUGAAUUAGUGACACAUGUGACACCGGCACCCUACGUCGAGUCAACACUAUCCAUGGCCAUGAAGGUCGAGAAGCCAGUCACUCAGGACGUUGGAAUGCAGUUCGGAAUGCGUGUGGCCACGCGUGUCAUGAGCUCUGGCUACCAGGUGCAACAGACCAGCAGCCACACACUGACGGAAGCAGUGGGAGUAGCAGAACGAGAAGUACAGGUGACUCAAACCGAACGACCAGUUGUGACCAGUGUGGAUCACAGAGAAAUGAAGACAGUGAAACCUGAUCAUAUGAUGUCAGUGAGUACCUCCUACGCAGAACCGCCUGUCAAACAGCCACCACCACGCCAACUGACUGACACUGCCACACAGGCGACCUCCGUUACCACACACGUCACGGAAUCCAGUGAGCAUGUGAUUGUCUCUAAACCCACCGUUCAAGUCGAAGCACCUCUCGUCACCGAGACUGCCUCAUUGGAGUUACCCACACCUGAACCUGUUCGCAAAACAUCACUAGUUGAAGCCACACAGUUCGUGAAACGUUCCACAGUCGACCAACAAAUCGACACAGUACCAGUCUCCUCGUCCGACGUGGGUGCACAGACUGAGCCACACAAAUCUCUACUCGACGGUGCUGCCCAUUUGUCGUUGAAACGCACCGAUGCGACGUCACAAGCCAAACCUGUCCAAUUGUGCAUGGUGGAUUCUUGGAGUGAGAUCCAUGCACCAGUGAAACCAGAGACACCAGUUGUUCCGGUCCACGAACCACCGAAACGCAUCCAAACAUUGGAAGCCUGUGUGCAGACGGUGAAGGAAAGUGUGUGUGUUGUGGAUAGUGCGACCAGUGUGUUAAUGAAGUCGCCGGAAAGUGUGCUUGAUUCGGCUGCAGCUUUCGUGAAGAGACCGAGUGUGAAUGCUGAAGUGCAAGUGGAUAGGGUGAGCACACCGGUCGUCAGUCUGACCACACACAAGUUAGAACCGAAAAUGGUCGAGAGGAGUCUGUGUACCAGCUGUGGACAUCGGUACGUGAAUACCGAAGAGAUGGCUUGUCAGACCGUUCAGCCUAAGAUCGAACCGGUUCCUGUGACUGUGAAGACGUCGAAUGUCGCUAUGCAGACCAGUAAGUUCUCAAGUCUCUGUCAGACAACCAGUGAAUUAGUGACACAUGUGACACCGGCACCCUACGUCGAGUCAACACUAUCCAUGGCCAUGAAGGUCGAGAAGCCAGUCACUCAGGACGUUGGAAUGCAGUUCGGAAUGCGUGUGGCCACGCGUGUCAUGAGCUCUGGCUACCAGGUGCAACAGACCAGCAGCCACACACUGACGGAAGCAGUGGGAGUAGCAGAACGAGAAGUACAGGUGACUCAAACCGAACGACCAGUUGUGACCAGUGUGGAUCACAGAGAAAUGAAGACAGUGAAACCUGAUCAUAUGAUGUCAGUGAGUACCUCCUACGCAGAACCGCCUGUCAAACAGCCACCACCACGCCAACUGACUGACACUGCCACACAGGCGACCUCCGUUACCACACACGUCACGGAAUCCAGUGAGCAUGUGAUUGUCUCUAAACCCACCGUUCAAGUCGAAGCACCUCUCGUCACCGAGACCGCCUCAUUGGAGUUACCCACACCUGAACCUGUUCGCAAAACAUCACUAGUUGAAGCCACACAGUUCGUGAAACGUUCCACAGUCGACCAACAAAUCGACACAGUACCAGUCUCCUCGUCCGACGUGGGUGCACAGACUGAGCCACACAAAUCUCUACUCGACGGUGCUGCCCAUUUGUCGUUGAAACGCACCGAUGCGACGUCACAAGCCAAACCUGUCCAAUUGUGCAUGGUGGAUUCUUGGAGUGAGAUCCAUGCACCAGUGAAACCAGAGACACCAGUUGUUCCGGUCCACGAACCACCGAAACGCAUCCAAACAUUGGAAGCCUGUGUGCAGACGGUGAAGGAAAGUGUGUGUGUUGUGGAUAGUGCGACCAGUGUGUUAAUGAAGUCGCCGGAAAGUGUGCUUGAUUCGGCUGCAGCUUUCGUGAAGAGACCGAGUGUGAAUGCUGAAGUGCAAGUGGAUAGGGUGAGCACACCGGUCGUCAGUCUGACCACACACAAGUUAGAACCGAAAAUGGUCGAGAGGAGUCUGUGUACCAGCUGUGGACAUCGGUACGUGAAUACCGAAGAGAUGGCUUGUCAGACCGUUCAGCCUAAGAUCGAACCGGUUCCUGUGACUGUGAAGACGUCGAAUGUCGCUAUGCAGACCAGUAAGUUCUCAAGUCUCUGUCAGACAACCAGUGAAUUAGUGACACAUGUGACACCGGCACCCUACGUCGAGUCAACACUAUCCAUGGCCAUGAAGGUCGAGAAGCCAGUCACUCAGGACGUUGGAAUGCAGUUCGGAAUGCGUGUGGCCACGCGUGUCAUGAGCUCUGGCUACCAGGUGCAACAGACCAGCAGCCACACACUGACGGAAGCAGUGGGAGUAGCAGAACGAGAAGUACAGGUGACUCAAACCGAACGACCAGUUGUGACCAGUGUGGAUCACAGAGAAAUGAAGACAGUGAAACCUGAUCAUAUGAUGUCAGUGAGUACCUCCUACGCAGAACCGCCUGUCAAACAGCCACCACCACGCCAACUGACUGACACUGCCACACAGGCGACCUCCGUUACCACACACGUCACGGAAUCCAGUGAGCAUGUGAUUGUCUCUAAACCCACCGUUCAAGUCGAAGCACCUCUCGUCACCGAGACCGCCUCAUUGGAGUUACCCACACCUGAACCUGUUCGCAAAACAUCACUAGUUGAAGCCACACAGUUCGUGAAACGUUCCACAGUCGACCAACAAAUCGACACAGUACCAGUCUCCUCGUCCGACGUGGGUGCACAGACUGAGCCACACAAAUCUCUACUCGACGGUGCUGCCCAUUUGUCGUUGAAACGCACCGAUGCGACGUCACAAGCCAAACCUGUCCAAUUGUGCAUGGUGGAUUCUUGGAGUGAGAUCCAUGCACCAGUGAAACCAGAGACACCAGUUGUUCCGGUCCACGAACCACCGAAACGCAUCCAAACAUUGGAAGCCUGUGUGCAGACGGUGAAGGAAAGUGUGUGUGUUGUGGAUAGUGCGACCAGUGUGUUAAUGAAGUCGCCGGAAAGUGUGCUUGAUUCGGCUGCAGCUUUCGUGAAGAGACCGAGUGUGAAUGCUGAAGUGCAAGUGGAUAGGGUGAGCACACCGGUCGUCAGUCUGACCACACACAAGUUAGAACCGAAAAUGGUCGAGAGGAGUCUGUGUACCAGCUGUGGACAUCGGUACGUGAAUACCGAAGAGAUGGCUUGUCAGACCGUUCAGCCUAAGAUCGAACCGGUUCCUGUGACUGUGAAGACGUCGAAUGUCGCUAUGCAGACCAGUAAGUUCUCAAGUCUCUGUCAGACAACCAGUGAAUUAGUGACACAUGUGACACCGGCACCCUACGUCGAGUCAACACUAUCCAUGGCCAUGAAGGUCGAGAAGCCAGUCACUCAGGACGUUGGAAUGCAGUUCGGAAUGCGUGUGGCCACGCGUGUCAUGAGCUCUGGCUACCAGGUGCAACAGACCAGCAGCCACACACUGACGGAAGCAGUGAGAGUAGCAGAACGAGAAGUACAGGUGACUCAAACCGAACGACCAGUUGUGACCAGUGUGGAUCACAGAGAAAUGAAGACAGUGAAACCUGAUCAUAUGAUGUCAGUGAGUACCUCCUACGCAGAACCGCCUGUCAAACAGCCACCACCACGCCAACUGACUGACACUGCCACACAGGCGACCUCCGUUACCACACACGUCACGGAAUCCAGUGAGCAUGUGAUUGUCUCUAAACCCACCGUUCAAGUCGAAGCACCUCUCGUCACCGAGACCGCCUCAUUGGAGUUACCCACACCUGAACCUGUUCGCAAAACAUCACUAGUUGAAGCCACACAGUUCGUGAGACGUUCCACAGUCGACCAACAAAUCGACACAGUACCAGUCUCCUCGUCCGACGUGGGUGCACAGACUGAGCCACACAAAUCUCUACUCGACGGUGCUGCCCAUUUGUCGUUGAAACGCACCGAUGCGACGUCACAAGCCAAACCUGUCCAAUUGUGCAUGGUGGAUUCUUGGAGUGAGAUCCAUGCACCAGUGAAACCAGAGACACCAGUUGUUCCGGUCCACGAACCACCGAAACGCAUCCAAACAUUGGAAGCCUGUGUGCAGACGGUGAAGGAAAGUGUGUGUGUUGUGGAUAGUGCGACCAGUGUGUUAAUGAAGUCGCCGGAAAGUGUGCUUGAUUCGGCUGCAGCUUUCGUGAAGAGACCGAGUGUGAAUGCUGAAGUGCAAGUGGAUAGGGUGAGCACACCGGUCGUCAGUCUGACCACACACAAGUUAGAACCGAAAAUGGUCGAGAGGAGUCUGUGUACCAGCUGUGGACAUCGGUACGUGAAUACCGAAGAGAUGGCUUGUCAGACCGUUCAGCCUAAGAUCGAACCGGUUCCUGUGACUGUGAAGACGUCGAAUGUCGCUAUGCAGACCAGUAAGUUCUCAAGUCUCUGUCAGACAACCAGUGAAUUAGUGACACAUGUGACACCGGCACCCUACGUCGAGUCAACACUAUCCAUGGCCAUGAAGGUCGAGAAGCCAGUCACUCAGGACGUUGGAAUGCAGUUCGGAAUGCGUGUGGCCACGCGUGUCAUGAGCUCUGGCUACCAGGUGCAACAGACCAGCAGCCACACACUGACGGAAGCAGUGGGAGUAGCAGAACGAGAAGUACAGGUGACUCAAACCGAACGACCAGUUGUGACCAGUGUGGAUCACAGAGAAAUGAAGACAGUGAAACCUGAUCAUAUGAUGUCAGUGAGUACCUCCUACGCAGAACCGCCUGUCAAACAGCCACCACCACGCCAACUGACUGACACUGCCACACAGGCGACCUCCGUUACCACACACGUCACGGAAUCCAGUGAGCAUGUGAUUGUCUCUAAACCCACCGUUCAAGUCGAAGCACCUCUCGUCACCGAGACCGCCUCAUUGGAGUUACCCACACCUGAACCUGUUCGCAAAACAUCACUAGUUGAAGCCACACAGUUCGUGAGACGUUCCACAGUCGACCAACAAAUCGACACAGUACCAGUCUCCUCGUCCGACGUGGGUGCACAGACUGAGCCACACAAAUCUCUACUCGACGGUGCUGCCCAUUUGUCGUUGAAACGCACCGAUGCGACGUCACAAGCCAAACCUGUCCAAUUGUGCAUGGUGGAUUCUUGGAGUGAGAUCCAUGCACCAGUGAAACCAGAGACACCAGUUGUUCCGGUCCACGAACCACCGAAACGCAUCCAAACAUUGGAAGCCUGUGUGCAGACGGUGAAGGAAAGUGUGUGUGUUGUGGAUAGUGCGACCAGUGUGUUAAUGAAGUCGCCGGAAAGUGUGCUUGAUUCGGCUGCAGCUUUCGUGAAGAGACCGAGUGUGAAUGCUGAAGUGCAAGUGGAUAGGGUGAGCACACCGGUCGUCAGUCUGACCACACACAAGUUAGAACCGAAAAUGGUCGAGAGGAGUCUGUGUACCAGCUGUGGACAUCGGUACGUGAAUACCGAAGAGAUGGCUUGUCAGACCGUUCAGCCUAAGAUCGAACCGGUUCCUGUGACUGUGAAGACGUCGAAUGUCGCUAUGCAGACCAGUAAGUUCUCAAGUCUCUGUCAGACAACCAGUGAAUUAGUGACACAUGUGACACCGGCACCCUACGUCGAGUCAACACUAUCCAUGGCCAUGAAGGUCGAGAAGCCAGUCACUCAGGACGUUGGAAUGCAGUUCGGAAUGCGUGUGGCCACGCGUGUCAUGAGCUCUGGCUACCAGGUGCAACAGACCAGCAGCCACACACUGACGGAAGCAGUGGGAGUAGCAGAACGAGAAGUACAGGUGACUCAAACCGAACGACCAGUUGUGACCAGUGUGGAUCACAGAGAAAUGAAGACAGUGAAACCUGAUCAUAUGAUGUCAGUGAGUACCUCCUACGCAGAACCGCCUGUCAAACAGCCACCACCACGCCAACUGACUGACACUGCCACACAGGCGACCUCCGUUACCACACACGUCACGGAAUCCAGUGAGCAUGUGAUUGUCUCUAAACCCACCGUUCAAGUCGAAGCACCUCUCGUCACCGAGACCGCCUCAUUGGAGUUACCCACACCUGAACCUGUUCGCAAAACAUCACUAGUUGAAGCCACACAGUUCGUGAAACGUUCCACAGUCGACCAACAAAUCGACACAGUACCAGUCUCCUCGUCCGACGUGGGUGCACAGACUGAGCCACACAAAUCUCUACUCGACGGUGCUGCCCAUUUGUCGUUGAAACGCACCGAUGCGACGUCACAAGCCAAACCUGUCCAAUUGUGCAUGGUGGAUUCUUGGAGUGAGAUCCAUGCACCAGUGAAACCAGAGACACCAGUUGUUCCGGUCCACGAACCACCGAAACGCAUCCAAACAUUGGAAGCCUGUGUGCAGACGGUGAAGGAAAGUGUGUGUGUUGUGGAUAGUGCGACCAGUGUGUUAAUGAAGUCGCCGGAAAGUGUGCUUGAUUCGGCUGCAGCUUUCGUGAAGAGACCGAGUGUGAAUGCUGAAGUGCAAGUGGAUAGGGUGAGCACACCGGUCGUCAGUCUGACCACACACAAGUUAGAACCGAAAAUGGUCGAGAGGAGUCUGUGUACCAGCUGUGGACAUCGGUACGUGAAUACCGAAGAGAUGGCUUGUCAGACCGUUCAGCCUAAGAUCGAACCGGUUCCUGUGACUGUGAAGACGUCGAAUGUCGCUAUGCAGACCAGUAAGUUCUCAAGUCUCUGUCAGACAACCAGUGAAUUAGUGACACAUGUGACACCGGCACCCUACGUCGAGUCAACACUAUCCAUGGCCAUGAAGGUCGAGAAGCCAGUCACUCAGGACGUUGGAAUGCAGUUCGGAAUGCGUGUGGCCACGCGUGUCAUGAGCUCUGGCUACCAGGUGCAACAGACCAGCAGCCACACACUGACGGAAGCAGUGGGAGUAGCAGAACGAGAAGUACAGGUGACUCAAACCGAACGACCAGUUGUGACCAGUGUGGAUCACAGAGAAAUGAAGACAGUGAAACCUGAUCAUAUGAUGUCAGUGAGUACCUCCUACGCAGAACCGCCUGUCAAACAGCCACCACCACGCCAACUGACUGACACUGCCACACAGGCGACCUCCGUUACCACACACGUCACGGAAUCCAGUGAGCAUGUGAUUGUCUCUAAACCCACCGUUCAAGUCGAAGCACCUCUCGUCACCGAGACCGCCUCAUUGGAGUUACCCACACCUGAACCUGUUCGCAAAACAUCACUAGUGGAAGCCACACAGUUCGUGAAACGUUCCACAGUCGACCAACAAAUCGACACAGUACCAGUCUCCUCGUCCGACGUGGGUGCACAGACUGAGCCACACAAAUCUCUACUCGACGGUGCUGCCCAUUUGUCGUUGAAACGCACCGAUGCGACGUCACAAGCCAAACCUGUCCAAUUGUGCAUGGUGGAUUCUUGGAGUGAGAUCCAUGCACCAGUGAAACCAGAGACACCAGUUGUUCCGGUCCACGAACCACCGAAACGCAUCCAAACAUUGGAAGCCUGUGUGCAGACGGUGAAGGAAAGUGUGUGUGUUGUGGAUAGUGCGACCAGUGUGUUAAUGAAGUCGCCGGAAAGUGUGCUUGAUUCGGCUGCAGCUUUCGUGAAGAGACCGAGUGUGAAUGCUGAAGUGCAAGUGGAUAGGGUGAGCACACCGGUCGUCAGUCUGACCACACACAAGUUAGAACCGAAAAUGGUCGAGAGGAGUCUGUGUACCAGCUGUGGACAUCGGUACGUGAAUACCGAAGAGAUGGCUUGUCAGACCGUUCAGCCUAAGAUCGAACCGGUUCCUGUGACUGUGAAGACGUCGAAUGUCGCUAUGCAGACCAGUAAGUUCUCAAGUCUCUGUCAGACAACCAGUGAAUUAGUGACACAUGUGACACCGGCACCCUACGUCGAGUCAACACUAUCCAUGGCCAUGAAGGUCGAGAAGCCAGUCACUCAGGACGUUGGAAUGCAGUUCGGAAUGCGUGUGGCCACGCGUGUCAUGAGCUCUGGCUACCAGGUGCAACAGACCAGCAGCCACACACUGACGGAAGCAGUGGGAGUAGCAGAACGAGAAGUACAGGUGACUCAAACCGAACGACCAGUUGUGACCAGUGUGGAUCACAGAGAAAUGAAGACAGUGAAACCUGAUCAUAUGAUGUCAGUGAGUACCUCCUACGCAGAACCGCCUGUCAAACAGCCACCACCACGCCAACUGACUGACACUGCCACACAGGCGACCUCCGUUACCACACACGUCACGGAAUCCAGUGAGCAUGUGAUUGUCUCUAAACCCACCGUUCAAGUCGAAGCACCUCUCGUCACCGAGACCGCCUCAUUGGAGUUACCCACACCUGAACCUGUUCGCAAAACAUCACUAGUGGAAGCCACACAGUUCGUGAAACGUUCCACAGUCGACCAACAAAUCGACACAGUACCAGUCUCCUCGUCCGACGUGGGUGCACAGACUGAGCCACACAAAUCUCUACUCGACGGUGCUGCCCAUUUGUCGUUGAAACGCACCGAUGCGACGUCACAAGCCAAACCUGUCCAAUUGUGCAUGGUGGAUUCUUGGAGUGAGAUCCAUGCACCAGUGAAACCAGAGACACCAGUUGUUCCGGUCCACGAACCACCGAAACGCAUCCAAACAUUGGAAGCCUGUGUGCAGACGGUGAAGGAAAGUGUGUGUGUUGUGGAUAGUGCGACCAGUGUGUUAAUGAAGUCGCCGGAAAGUGUGCUUGAUUCGGCUGCAGCUUUCGUGAAGAGACCGAGUGUGAAUGCUGAAGUGCAAGUGGAUAGGGUGAGCACACCGGUCGUCAGUCUGACCACACACAAGUUAGAACCGAAAAUGGUCGAGAGGAGUCUGUGUACCAGCUGUGGACAUCGGUACGUGAAUACCGAAGAGAUGGCUUGUCAGACCGUUCAGCCUAAGAUCGAACCGGUUCCUGUGACUGUGAAGACGUCGAAUGUCGCUAUGCAGACCAGUAAGUUCUCAAGUCUCUGUCAGACAACCAGUGAAUUAGUGACACAUGUGACACCGGCACCCUACGUCGAGUCAACACUAUCCAUGGCCAUGAAGGUCGAGAAGCCAGUCACUCAGGACGUUGGAAUGCAGUUCGGAAUGCGUGUGGCCACGCGUGUCAUGAGCUCUGGCUACCAGGUGCAACAGACCAGCAGCCACACACUGACGGAAGCAGUGGGAGUAGCAGAACGAGAAGUACAGGUGACUCAAACCGAACGACCAGUUGUGACCAGUGUGGAUCACAGAGAAAUGAAGACAGUGAAACCUGAUCAUAUGAUGUCAGUGAGUACCUCCUACGCAGAACCGCCUGUCAAACAGCCACCACCACGCCAACUGACUGACACUGCCACACAGGCGACCUCCGUUACCACACACGUCACGGAAUCCAGUGAGCAUGUGAUUGUCUCUAAACCCACCGUUCAAGUCGAAGCACCUCUCGUCACCGAGACCGCCUCAUUGGAGUUACCCACACCUGAACCUGUUCGCAAAACAUCACUAGUUGAAGCCACACAGUUCGUGAAACGUUCCACAGUCGACCAACAAAUCGACACAGUACCAGUCUCCUCGUCCGACGUGGGUGCACAGACUGAGCCACACAAAUCUCUACUCGACGGUGCUGCCCAUUUGUCGUUGAAACGCACCGAUGCGACGUCACAAGCCAAACCUGUCCAAUUGUGCAUGGUGGAUUCUUGGAGUGAGAUCCAUGCACCAGUGAAACCAGAGACACCAGUUGUUCCGGUCCACGAACCACCGAAACGCAUCCAAACAUUGGAAGCCUGUGUGCAGACGGUGAAGGAAAGUGUGUGUGUUGUGGAUAGUGCGACCAGUGUGUUAAUGAAGUCGCCGGAAAGUGUGCUUGAUUCGGCUGCAGCUUUCGUGAAGAGACCGAGUGUGAAUGCUGAAGUGCAAGUGGAUAGGGUGAGCACACCGGUCGUCAGUCUGACCACACACAAGUUAGAACCGAAAAUGGUCGAGAGGAGUCUGUGUACCAGCUGUGGACAUCGGUACGUGAAUACCGAAGAGAUGGCUUGUCAGACCGUUCAGCCUAAGAUCGAACCGGUUCCUGUGACUGUGAAGACGUCGAAUGUCGCUAUGCAGACCAGUAAGUUCUCAAGUCUCUGUCAGACAACCAGUGAAUUAGUGACACAUGUGACACCGGCACCCUACGUCGAGUCAACACUAUCCAUGGCCAUGAAGGUCGAGAAGCCAGUCACUCAGGACGUUGGAAUGCAGUUCGGAAUGCGUGUGGCCACGCGUGUCAUGAGCUCUGGCUACCAGGUGCAACAGACCAGCAGCCACACACUGACGGAAGCAGUGGGAGUAGCAGAACGAGAAGUACAGGUGACUCAAACCGAACGACCAGUUGUGACCAGUGUGGAUCACAGAGAAAUGAAGACAGUGAAACCUGAUCAUAUGAUGUCAGUGAGUACCUCCUACGCAGAACCGCCUGUCAAACAGCCACCACCACGCCAACUGACUGACACUACCACACAGGCGACCUCCGUUACCACACACGUCACGGAAUCCAGUGAGCAUGUGAUUGUCUCUAAACCCACCGUUCAAGUCGAAGCACCUCUCGUCACCGAGACCGCCUCAUUGGAGUUACCCACACCUGAACCUGUUCGCAAAACAUCACUAGUUGAAGCCACACAGUUCGUGAAACGUUCCACAGUCGACCAACAAAUCGACACAGUACCAGUCUCCUCGUCCGACGUGGGUGCACAGACUGAGCCACACAAAUCUCUACUCGACGGUGCUGCCCAUUUGUCGUUGAAACGCACCGAUGCGACGUCACAAGCCAAACCUGUCCAAUUGUGCAUGGUGGAUUCUUGGAGUGAGAUCCAUGCACCAGUGAAACCAGAGACACCAGUUGUUCCGGUCCACGAACCACCGAAACGCAUCCAAACAUUGGAAGCCUGUGUGCAGACGGUGAAGGAAAGUGUGUGUGUUGUGGAUAGUGCGACCAGUGUGUUAAUGAAGUCGCCGGAAAGUGUGCUUGAUUCGGCUGCAGCUUUCGUGAAGAGACCGAGUGUGAAUGCUGAAGUGCAAGUGGAUAGGGUGAGCACACCGGUCGUCAGUCUGACCACACACAAGUUAGAACCGAAAAUGGUCGAGAGGAGUCUGUGUACCAGCUGUGGACAUCGGUACGUGAAUACCGAAGAGAUGGCUUGUCAGACCGUUCAGCCUAAGAUCGAACCGGUUCCUGUGACUGUGAAGACGUCGAAUGUCGCUAUGCAGACCAGUAAGUUCUCAAGUCUCUGUCAGACAACCAGUGAAUUAGUGACACAUGUGACACCGGCACCCUACGUCGAGUCAACACUAUCCAUGGCCAUGAAGGUCGAGAAGCCAGUCACUCAGGACGUUGGAAUGCAGUUCGGAAUGCGUGUGGCCACGCGUGUCAUGAGCUCUGGCUACCAGGUGCAACAGACCAGCAGCCACACACUGACGGAAGCAGUGGGAGUAGCAGAACGAGAAGUACAGGUGACUCAAACCGAACGACCAGUUGUGACCAGUGUGGAUCACAGAGAAAUGAAGACAGUGAAACCUGAUCAUAUGAUGUCAGUGAGUACCUCCUACGCAGAACCGCCUGUCAAACAGCCACCACCACGCCAACUGACUGACACUGCCACACAGGCGACCUCCGUUACCACACACGUCACGGAAUCCAGUGAGCAUGUGAUUGUCUCUAAACCCACCGUUCAAGUCGAAGCACCUCUCGUCACCGAGACCGCCUCAUUGGAGUUACCCACACCUGAACCUGUUCGCAAAACAUCACUAGUUGAAGCCACACAGUUCGUGAAACGUUCCACAGUCGACCAACAAAUCGACACAGUACCAGUCUCCUCGUCCGACGUGGGUGCACAGACUGAGCCACACAAAUCUCUACUCGACGGUGCUGCCCAUUUGUCGUUGAAACGCACCGAUGCGACGUCACAAGCCAAACCUGUCCAAUUGUGCAUGGUGGAUUCUUGGAGUGAGAUCCAUGCACCAGUGAAACCAGAGACACCAGUUGUUCCGGUCCACGAACCACCGAAACGCAUCCAAACAUUGGAAGCCUGUGUGCAGACGGUGAAGGAAAGUGUGUGUGUUGUGGAUAGUGCGACCAGUGUGUUAAUGAAGUCGCCGGAAAGUGUGCUUGAUUCGGCUGCAGCUUUCGUGAAGAGACCGAGUGUGAAUGCUGAAGUGCAAGUGGAUAGGGUGAGCACACCGGUCGUCAGUCUGACCACACACAAGUUAGAACCGAAAAUGGUCGAGAGGAGUCUGUGUACCAGCUGUGGACAUCGGUACGUGAAUACCGAAGAGAUGGCUUGUCAGACCGUUCAGCCUAAGAUCGAACCGGUUCCUGUGACUGUGAAGACGUCGAAUGUCGCUAUGCAGACCAGUAAGUUCUCAAGUCUCUGUCAGACAACCAGUGAAUUAGUGACACAUGUGACCCCGGCACCCUACGUCGAGUCAACACUAUCCAUGGCCAUGAAGGUCGAGAAGCCAGUCACUCAGGACGUUGGAAUGCAGUUCGGAAUGCGUGUGGCCACGCGUGUCAUGAGCUCUGGCUACCAGGUGCAACAGACCAGCAGCCACACACUGACGGAAGCAGUGGGAGUAGCAGAACGAGAAGUACAGGUGACUCAAACCGAACGACCAGUUGUGACCAGUGUGGAUCACAGAGAAAUGAAGACAGUGAAACCUGAUCAUAUGAUGUCAGUGAGUACCUCCUACGCAGAACCGCCUGUCAAACAGCCACCACCACGCCAACUGACUGACACUGCCACACAGGCGACCUCCGUUACCACACACGUCACGGAAUCCAGUGAGCAUGUGAUUGUCUCUAAACCCACCGUUCAAGUCGAAGCACCUCUCGUCACCGAGACCGCCUCAUUGGAGUUACCCACACCUGAACCUGUUCGCAAAACAUCACUAGUUGAAGCCACACAGUUCGUGAAACGUUCCACAGUCGACCAACAAAUCGACACAGUACCAGUCUCCUCGUCCGACGUGGGUGCACAGACUGAGCCACACAAAUCUCUACUCGACGGUGCUGCCCAUUUGUCGUUGAAACGCACCGAUGCGACGUCACAAGCCAAACCUGUCCAAUUGUGCAUGGUGGAUUCUUGGAGUGAGAUCCAUGCACCAGUGAAACCAGAGACACCAGUUGUUCCGGUCCACGAACCACCGAAACGCAUCCAAACAUUGGAAGCCUGUGUGCAGACGGUGAAGGAAAGUGUGUGUGUUGUGGAUAGUGCGACCAGUGUGUUAAUGAAGUCGCCGGAAAGUGUGCUUGAUUCGGCUGCAGCUUUCGUGAAGAGACCGAGUGUGAAUGCUGAAGUGCAAGUGGAUAGGGUGAGCACACCGGUCGUCAGUCUGACCACACACAAGUUAGAACCGAAAAUGGUCGAGAGGAGUCUGUGUACCAGCUGUGGACAUCGGUACGUGAAUACCGAAGAGAUGGCUUGUCAGACCGUUCAGCCUAAGAUCGAACCGGUUCCUGUGACUGUGAAGACGUCGAAUGUCGCUAUGCAGACCAGUAAGUUCUCAAGUCUCUGUCAGACAACCAGUGAAUUAGUGACACAUGUGACACCGGCACCCUACGUCGAGUCAACACUAUCCAUGGCCAUGAAGGUCGAGAAGCCAGUCACUCAGGACGUUGGAAUGCAGUUCGGAAUGCGUGUGGCCACGCGUGUCAUGAGCUCUGGCUACCAGGUGCAACAGACCAGCAGCCACACACUGACGGAAGCAGUGGGAGUAGCAGAACGAGAAGUACAGGUGACUCAAACCGAACGACCAGUUGUGACCAGUGUGGAUCACAGAGAAAUGAAGACAGUGAAACCUGAUCAUAUGAUGUCAGUGAGUACCUCCUACGCAGAACCGCCUGUCAAACAGCCACCACCACGCCAACUGACUGACACUGCCACACAGGCGACCUCCGUUACCACACACGUCACGGAAUCCAGUGAGCAUGUGAUUGUCUCUAAACCCACCGUUCAAGUCGAAGCACCUCUCGUCACCGAGACCGCCUCAUUGGAGUUACCCACACCUGAACCUGUUCGCAAAACAUCACUAGUUGAAGCCACACAGUUCGUGAAACGUUCCACAGUCGACCAACAAAUCGACACAGUACCAGUCUCCUCGUCCGACGUGGGUGCACAGACUGAGCCACACAAAUCUCUACUCGACGGUGCUGCCCAUUUGUCGUUGAAACGCACCGAUGCGACGUCACAAGCCAAACCUGUCCAAUUGUGCAUGGUGGAUUCUUGGAGUGAGAUCCAUGCACCAGUGAAACCAGAGACACCAGUUGUUCCGGUCCACGAACCACCGAAACGCAUCCAAACAUUGGAAGCCUGUGUGCAGACGGUGAAGGAAAGUGUGUGUGUUGUGGAUAGUGCGACCAGUGUGUUAAUGAAGUCGCCGGAAAGUGUGCUUGAUUCGGCUGCAGCUUUCGUGAAGAGACCGAGUGUGAAUGCUGAAGUGCAAGUGGAUAGGGUGAGCACACCGGUCGUCAGUCUGACCACACACAAGUUAGAACCGAAAAUGGUCGAGAGGAGUCUGUGUACGAGCUGUGGACAUCGGUACGUGAAUACCGAAGAGAUGGCUUGUCAGACCGUUCAGCCUAAGAUCGAACCGGUUCCUGUGACUGUGAAGACGUCGAAUGUCGCUAUGCAGACCAGUAAGUUCUCAAGUCUCUGUCAGACAACCAGUGAAUUAGUGACACAUGUGACACCGGCACCCUACGUCGAGUCAACACUAUCCAUGGCCAUGAAGGUCGAGAAGCCAGUCACUCAGGACGUUGGAAUGCAGUUCGGAAUGCGUGUGGCCACGCGUGUCAUGAGCUCUGGCUACCAGGUGCAACAGACCAGCAGCCACACACUGACGGAAGCAGUGGGAGUAGCAGAACGAGAAGUACAGGUGACUCAAACCGAACGACCAGUUGUGACCAGUGUGGAUCACAGAGAAAUGAAGACAGUGAAACCUGAUCAUAUGAUGUCAGUGAGUACCUCCUACGCAGAACCGCCUGUCAAACAGCCACCACCACGCCAACUGACUGACACUGCCACACAGGCGACCUCCGUUACCACACACGUCACGGAAUCCAGUGAGCAUGUGAUUGUCUCUAAACCCACCGUUCAAGUCGAAGCACCUCUCGUCACCGAGACCGCCUCAUUGGAGUUACCCACACCUGAACCUGUUCGCAAAACAUCACUAGUUGAAGCCACACAGUUCGUGAAACGUUCCACAGUCGACCAACAAAUCGACACAGUACCAGUCUCCUCGUCCGACGUGGGUGCACAGACUGAGCCACACAAAUCUCUACUCGACGGUGCUGCCCAUUUGUCGUUGAAACGCACCGAUGCGACGUCACAAGCCAAACCUGUCCAAUUGUGCAUGGUGGAUUCUUGGAGUGAGAUCCAUGCACCAGUGAAACCAGAGACACCAGUUGUUCCGGUCCACGAACCACCGAAACGCAUCCAAACAUUGGAAGCCUGUGUGCAGACGGUGAAGGAAAGUGUGUGUGUUGUGGAUAGUGCGACCAGUGUGUUAAUGAAGUCGCCGGAAAGUGUGCUUGAUUCGGCUGCAGCUUUCGUGAAGAGACCGAGUGUGAAUGCUGAAGUGCAAGUGGAUAGGGUGAGCACACCGGUCGUCAGUCUGACCACACACAAGUUAGAACCGAAAAUGGUCGAGAGGAGUCUGUGUACCAGCUGUGGACAUCGGUACGUGAAUACCGAAGAGAUGGCUUGUCAGACCGUUCAGCCUAAGAUCGAACCGGUUCCUGUGACUGUGAAGACGUCGAAUGUCGCUAUGCAGACCAGUAAGUUCUCAAGUCUCUGUCAGACAACCAGUGAAUUAGUGACACAUGUGACACCGGCACCCUACGUCGAGUCAACACUAUCCAUGGCCAUGAAGGUCGAGAAGCCAGUCACUCAGGACGUUGGAAUGCAGUUCGGAAUGCGUGUGGCCACGCGUGUCAUGAGCUCUGGCUACCAGGUGCAACAGACCAGCAGCCACACACUGACGGAAGCAGUGGGAGUAGCAGAACGAGAAGUACAGGUGACUCAAACCGAACGACCAGUUGUGACCAGUGUGGAUCACAGAGAAAUGAAGACAGUGAAACCUGAUCAUAUGAUGUCAGUGAGUACCUCCUACGCAGAACCGCCUGUCAAACAGCCACCACCACGCCAACUGACUGACACUGCCACACAGGCGACCUCCGUUACCACACACGUCACGGAAUCCAGUGAGCAUGUGAUUGUCUCUAAACCCACCGUUCAAGUCGAAGCACCUCUCGUCACCGAGACCGCCUCAUUGGAGUUACCCACACCUGAACCUGUUCGCAAAACAUCACUAGUUGAAGCCACACAGUUCGUGAAACGUUCCACAGUCGACCAACAAAUCGACACAGUACCAGUCUCCUCGUCCGACGUGGGUGCACAGACUGAGCCACACAAAUCUCUACUCGACGGUGCUGCCCAUUUGUCGUUGAAACGCACCGAUGCGACGUCACAAGCCAAACCUGUCCAAUUGUGCAUGGUGGAUUCUUGGAGUGAGAUCCAUGCACCAGUGAAACCAGAGACACCAGUUGUUCCGGUCCACGAACCACCGAAACGCAUCCAAACAUUGGAAGCCUGUGUGCAGACGGUGAAGGAAAGUGUGUGUGUUGUGGAUAGUGCGACCAGUGUGUUAAUGAAGUCGCCGGAAAGUGUGCUUGAUUCGGCUGCAGCUUUCGUGAAGAGACCGAGUGUGAAUGCUGAAGUGCAAGUGGAUAGGGUGAGCACACCGGUCGUCAGUCUGACCACACACAAGUUAGAACCGAAAAUGGUCGAGAGGAGUCUGUGUACCAGCUGUGGACAUCGGUACGUGAAUACCGAAGAGAUGGCUUGUCAGACCGUUCAGCCUAAGAUCGAACCGGUUCCUGUGACUGUGAAGACGUCGAAUGUCGCUAUGCAGACCAGUAAGUUCUCAAGUCUCUGUCAGACAACCAGUGAAUCAGUGACACAUGUGACACCGGCACCCUACGUCGAGUCAACACUAUCCAUGGCCAUGAAGGUCGAGAAGCCAGUCACUCAGGACGUUGGAAUGCAGUUCGGAAUGCGUGUGGCCACGCGUGUCAUGAGCUCUGGCUACCAGGUGCAACAGACCAGCAGCCACACACUGACGGAAGCAGUGGGAGUAGCAGAACGAGAAGUACAGGUGACUCAAACCGAACGACCAGUUGUGACCAGUGUGGAUCACAGAGAAAUGAAGACAGUGAAACCUGAUCAUAUGAUGUCAGUGAGUACCUCCUACGCAGAACCGCCUGUCAAACAGCCACCACCACGCCAACUGACUGACACUGCCACACAGGCGACCUCCGUUACCACACACGUCACGGAAUCCAGUGAGCAUGUGAUUGUCUCUAAACCCACCGUUCAAGUCGAAGCACCUCUCGUCACCGAGACCGCCUCAUUGGAGUUACCCACACCUGAACCUGUUCGCAAAACAUCACUAGUUGAAGCCACACAGUUCGUGAAACGUUCCACAGUCGACCAACAAAUCGACACAGUACCAGUCUCCUCGUCCGACGUGGGUGCACAGACUGAGCCACACAAAUCUCUACUCGACGGUGCUGCCCAUUUGUCGUUGAAACGCACCGAUGCGACGUCACAAGCCAAACCUGUCCAAUUGUGCAUGGUGGAUUCUUGGAGUGAGAUCCAUGCACCAGUGAAACCAGAGACACCAGUUGUUCCGGUCCACGAACCACCGAAACGCAUCCAAACAUUGGAAGCCUGUGUGCAGACGGUGAAGGAAAGUGUGUGUGUUGUGGAUAGUGCGACCAGUGUGUUAAUGAAGUCGCCGGAAAGUGUGCUUGAUUCGGCUGCAGCUUUCGUGAAGAGACCGAGUGUGAAUGCUGAAGUGCAAGUGGAUAGGGUGAGCACACCGGUCGUCAGUCUGACCACACACAAGUUAGAACCGAAAAUGGUCGAGAGGAGUCUGUGUACCAGCUGUGGACAUCGGUACGUGAAUACCGAAGAGAUGGCUUGUCAGACCGUUCAGCCUAAGAUCGAACCGGUUCCUGUGACUGUGAAGACGUCGAAUGUCGCUAUGCAGACCAGUAAGUUCUCAAGUCUCUGUCAGACAACCAGUGAAUUAGUGACACAUGUGACACCGGCACCCUACGUCGAGUCAACACUAUCCAUGGCCAUGAAGGUCGAGAAGCCAGUCACUCAGGACGUUGGAAUGCAGUUCGGAAUGCGUGUGGCCACGCGUGUCAUGAGCUCUGGCUACCAGGUGCAACAGACCAGCAGCCACACACUGACGGAAGCAGUGGGAGUAGCAGAACGAGAAGUACAGGUGACUCAAACCGAACGACCAGUUGUGACCAGUGUGGAUCACAGAGAAAUGAAGACAGUGAAACCUGAUCAUAUGAUGUCAGUGAGUACCUCCUACGCAGAACCGCCUGUCAAACAGCCACCACCACGCCAACUGACUGACACUGCCACACAGGCGACCUCCGUUACCACACACGUCACGGAAUCCAGUGAGCAUGUGAUUGUCUCUAAACCCACCGUUCAAGUCGAAGCACCUCUCGUCACCGAGACCGCCUCAUUGGAGUUACCCACACCUGAACCUGUUCGCAAAACAUCACUAGUGGAAGCCACACAGUUCGUGAGACGUUCCACAGUCGACCAACAAAUCGACACAGUACCAGUCUCCUCGUCCGACGUGGGUGCACAGACUGAGCCACACAAAUCUCUACUCGACGGUGCUGCCCAUUUGUCGUUGAAACGCACCGAUGCGACGUCACAAGCCAAACCUGUCCAAUUGUGCAUGGUGGAUUCUUGGAGUGAGAUCCAUGCACCAGUGAAACCAGAGACACCAGUUGUUCCGGUCCACGAACCACCGAAACGCAUCCAAACAUUGGAAGCCUGUGUGCAGACGGUGAAGGAAAGUGUGUGUGUUGUGGAUAGUGCGACCAGUGUGUUAAUGAAGUCGCCGGAAAGUGUGCUUGAUUCGGCUGCAGCUUUCGUGAAGAGACCGAGUGUGAAUGCUGAAGUGCAAGUGGAUAGGGUGAGCACACCGGUCGUCAGUCUGACCACACACAAGUUAGAACCGAAAAUGGUCGAGAGGAGUCUGUGUACCAGCUGUGGACAUCGGUACGUGAAUACCGAAGAGAUGGCUUGUCAGACCGUUCAGCCUAAGAUCGAACCGGUUCCUGUGACUGUGAAGACGUCGAAUGUCGCUAUGCAGACCAGUAAGUUCUCAAGUCUCUGUCAGACAACCAGUGAAUUAGUGACACAUGUGACACCGGCACCCUACGUCGAGUCAACACUAUCCAUGGCCAUGAAGGUCGAGAAGCCAGUCACUCAGGACGUUGGAAUGCAGUUCGGAAUGCGUGUGGCCACGCGUGUCAUGAGCUCUGGCUACCAGGUGCAACAGACCAGCAGCCACACACUGACGGAAGCAGUGGGAGUAGCAGAACGAGAAGUACAGGUGACUCAAACCGAACGACCAGUUGUGACCAGUGUGGAUCACAGAGAAAUGAAGACAGUGAAACCUGAUCAUAUGAUGUCAGUGAGUACCUCCUACGCAGAACCGCCUGUCAAACAGCCACCACCACACCAACUGACUGACACUGCCACACAGGCGACCUCCGUUACCACACACGUCACGGAAUCCAGUGAGCAUGUGAUUGUCUCUAAACCCACCGUUCAAGUCGAAGCACCUCUCGUCACCGAGACCGCCUCAUUGGAGUUACCCACACCUGAACCUGUUCGCAAAACAUCACUAGUUGAAGCCACACAGUUCGUGAAACGUUCCACAGUCGACCAACAAAUCGACACAGUACCAGUCUCCUCGUCCGACGUGGGUGCACAGACUGAGCCACACAAAUCUCUACUCGACGGUGCUGCCCAUUUGUCGUUGAAACGCACCGAUGCGACGUCACAAGCCAAACCUGUCCAAUUGUGCAUGGUGGAUUCUUGGAGUGAGAUCCAUGCACCAGUGAAACCAGAGACACCAGUUGUUCCGGUCCACGAACCACCGAAACGCAUCCAAACAUUGGAAGCCUGUGUGCAGACGGUGAAGGAAAGUGUGUGUGUUGUGGAUAGUGCGACCAGUGUGUUAAUGAAGUCGCCGGAAAGUGUGCUUGAUUCGGCUGCAGCUUUCGUGAAGAGACCGAGUGUGAAUGCUGAAGUGCAAGUGGAUAGGGUGAGCACACCGGUCGUCAGUCUGACCACACACAAGUUAGAACCGAAAAUGGUCGAGAGGAGUCUGUGUACCAGCUGUGGACAUCGGUACGUGAAUACCGAAGAGAUGGCUUGUCAGACCGUUCAGCCUAAGAUCGAACCGGUUCCUGUGACUGUGAAGACGUCGAAUGUCGCUAUGCAGACCAGUAAGUUCUCAAGUCUCUGUCAGACAACCAGUGAAUUAGUGACACAUGUGACACCGGCACCCUACGUCGAGUCAACACUAUCCAUGGCCAUGAAGGUCGAGAAGCCAGUCACUCAGGACGUUGGAAUGCAGUUCGGAAUGCGUGUGGCCACGCGUGUCAUGAGCUCUGGCUACCAGGUGCAACAGACCAGCAGCCACACACUGACGGAAGCAGUGGGAGUAGCAGAACGAGAAGUACAGGUGACUCAAACCGAACGACCAGUUGUGACCAGUGUGGAUCACAGAGAAAUGAAGACAGUGAAACCUGAUCAUAUGAUGUCAGUGAGUACCUCCUACGCAGAACCGCCUGUCAAACAGCCACCACCACGCCAACUGACUGACACUGCCACACAGGCGACCUCCGUUACCACACACGUCACGGAAUCCAGUGAGCAUGUGAUUGUCUCUAAACCCACCGUUCAAGUCGAAGCACCUCUCGUCACCGAGACCGCCUCAUUGGAGUUACCCACACCUGAACCUGUUCGCAAAACAUCACUAGUUGAAGCCACACAGUUCGUGAAGCGUUCCACAGUCGACCAACAAAUCGACACAGUACCAGUCUCCUCGUCCGACGUGGGUGCACAGACUGAGCCACACAAAUCUCUACUCGACGGUGCUGCCCAUUUGUCGUUGAAACGCACCGAUGCGACGUCACAAGCCAAACCUGUCCAAUUGUGCAUGGUGGAUUCUUGGAGUGAGAUCCAUGCACCAGUGAAACCAGAGACACCAGUUGUUCCGGUCCACGAACCACCGAAACGCAUCCAAACAUUGGAAGCCUGUGUGCAGACGGUGAAGGAAAGUGUGUGUGUUGUGGAUAGUGCGACCAGUGUGUUAAUGAAGUCGCCGGAAAGUGUGCUUGAUUCGGCUGCAGCUUUCGUGAAGAGACCGAGUGUGAAUGCUGAAGUGCAAGUGGAUAGGGUGAGCACACCGGUCGUCAGUCUGACCACACACAAGUUAGAACCGAAAAUGGUCGAGAGGAGUCUGUGUACCAGCUGUGGACAUCGGUACGUGAAUACCGAAGAGAUGGCUUGUCAGACCGUUCAGCCUAAGAUCGAACCGGUUCCUGUGACUGUGAAGACGUCGAAUGUCGCUAUGCAGACCAGUAAGUUCUCAAGUCUCUGUCAGACAACCAGUGAAUUAGUGACACAUGUGACACCGGCACCCUACGUCGAGUCAACACUAUCCAUGGCCAUGAAGGUCGAGAAGCCAGUCACUCAGGACGUUGGAAUGCAGUUCGGAAUGCGUGUGGCCACGCGUGUCAUGAGCUCUGGCUACCAGGUGCAACAGACCAGCAGCCACACACUGACGGAAGCAGUGGGAGUAGCAGAACGAGAAGUACAGGUGACUCAAACCGAACGACCAGUUGUGACCAGUGUGGAUCACAGAGAAAUGAAGACAGUGAAACCUGAUCAUAUGAUGUCAGUGAGUACCUCCUACGCAGAACCGCCUGUCAAACAGCCACCACCACGCCAACUGACUGACACUGCCACACAGGCGACCUCCGUUACCACACACGUCACGGAAUCCAGUGAGCAUGUGAUUGUCUCUAAACCCACCGUUCAAGUCGAAGCACCUCUCGUCACCGAGACCGCCUCAUUGGAGUUACCCACACCUGAACCUGUUCGCAAAACAUCACUAGUUGAAGCCACACAGUUCGUGAAACGUUCCACAGUCGACCAACAAAUCGACACAGUACCAGUCUCCUCGUCCGACGUGGGUGCACAGACUGAGCCACACAAAUCUCUACUCGACGGUGCUGCCCAUUUGUCGUUGAAACGCACCGAUGCGACGUCACAAGCCAAACCUGUCCAAUUGUGCAUGGUGGAUUCUUGGAGUGAGAUCCAUGCACCAGUGAAACCAGAGACACCAGUUGUUCCGGUCCACGAACCACCGAAACGCAUCCAAACAUUGGAAGCCUGUGUGCAGACGGUGAAGGAAAGUGUGUGUGUUGUGGAUAGUGCGACCAGUGUGUUAAUGAAGUCGCCGGAAAGUGUGCUUGAUUCGGCUGCAGCUUUCGUGAAGAGACCGAGUGUGAAUGCUGAAGUGCAAGUGGAUAGGGUGAGCACACCGGUCGUCAGUCUGACCACACACAAGUUAGAACCGAAAAUGGUCGAGAGGAGUCUGUGUACCAGCUGUGGACAUCGGUACGUGAAUACCGAAGAGAUGGCUUGUCAGACCGUUCAGCCUAAGAUCGAACCGGUUCCUGUGACUGUGAAGACGUCGAAUGUCGCUAUGCAGACCAGUAAGUUCUCAAGUCUCUGUCAGACAACCAGUGAAUUAGUGACACAUGUGACACCGGCACCCUACGUCGAGUCAACACUAUCCAUGGCCAUGAAGGUCGAGAAGCCAGUCACUCAGGACGUUGGAAUGCAGUUCGGAAUGCGUGUGGCCACGCGUGUCAUGAGCUCUGGCUACCAGGUGCAACAGACCAGCAGCCACACACUGACGGAAGCAGUGGGAGUAGCAGAACGAGAAGUACAGGUGACUCAAACCGAACGACCAGUUGUGACCAGUGUGGAUCACAGAGAAAUGAAGACAGUGAAACCUGAUCAUAUGAUGUCAGUGAGUACCUCCUACGCAGAACCGCCUGUCAAACAGCCACCACCACGCCAACUGACUGACACUGCCACACAGGCGACCUCCGUUACCACACACGUCACGGAAUCCAGUGAGCAUGUGAUUGUCUCUAAACCCACCGUUCAAGUCGAAGCACCUCUCGUCACCGAGACCGCCUCAUUGGAGUUACCCACACCUGAACCUGUUCGCAAAACAUCACUAGUUGAAGCCACACAGUUCGUGAAACGUUCCACAGUCGACCAACAAAUCGACACAGUACCAGUCUCCUCGUCCGACGUGGGUGCACAGACUGAGCCACACAAAUCUCUACUCGACGGUGCUGCCCAUUUGUCGUUGAAACGCACCGAUGCGACGUCACAAGCCAAACCUGUCCAAUUGUGCAUGGUGGAUUCUUGGAGUGAGAUCCAUGCACCAGUGAAACCAGAGACACCAGUUGUUCCGGUCCACGAACCACCGAAACGCAUCCAAACAUUGGAAGCCUGUGUGCAGACGGUGAAGGGAAGUGUGUGUGUUGUGGAUAGUGCGACCAGUGUGUUAAUGAAGUCGCCGGAAAGUGUGCUUGAUUCGGCUGCAGCUUUCGUGAAGAGACCGAGUGUGAAUGCUGAAGUGCAAGUGGAUAGGGUGAGCACACCGGUCGUCAGUCUGACCACACACAAGUUAGAACCGAAAAUGGUCGAGAGGAGUCUGUGUACCAGCUGUGGACAUCGGUACGUGAAUACCGAAGAGAUGGCUUGUCAGACCGUUCAGCCUAAGAUCGAACCGGUUCCUGUGACUGUGAAGACGUCGAAUGUCGCUAUGCAGACCAGUAAGUUCUCAAGUCUCUGUCAGACAACCAGUGAAUUAGUGACACAUGUGACACCGGCACCCUACGUCGAGUCAACACUAUCCAUGGCCAUGAAGGUCGAGAAGCCAGUCACUCAGGACGUUGGAAUGCAGUUCGGAAUGCGUGUGGCCACGCGUGUCAUGAGCUCUGGCUACCAGGUGCAACAGACCAGCAGCCACACACUGACGGAAGCAGUGGGAGUAGCAGAACGAGAAGUACAGGUGACUCAAACCGAACGACCAGUUGUGACCAGUGUGGAUCACAGAGAAAUGAAGACAGUGAAACCUGAUCAUAUGAUGUCAGUGAGUACCUCCUACGCAGAACCGCCUGUCAAACAGCCACCACCACGCCAACUGACUGACACUGCCACACAGGCGACCUCCGUUACCACACACGUCACGGAAUCCAGUGAGCAUGUGAUUGUCUCUAAACCCACCGUUCAAGUCGAAGCACCUCUCGUCACCGAGACCGCCUCAUUGGAGUUACCCACACCUGAACCUGUUCGCAAAACAUCACUAGUUGAAGCCACACAGUUCGUGAAACGUUCCACAGUCGACCAACAAAUCGACACAGUACCAGUCUCCUCGUCCGACGUGGGUGCACAGACUGAGCCACACAAAUCUCUACUCGACGGUGCUGCCCAUUUGUCGUUGAAACGCACCGAUGCGACGUCACAAGCCAAACCUGUCCAAUUGUGCAUGGUGGAUUCUUGGAGUGAGAUCCAUGCACCAGUGAAACCAGAGACACCAGUUGUUCCGGUCCACGAACCACCGAAACGCAUCCAAACAUUGGAAGCCUGUGUGCAGACGGUGAAGGAAAGUGUGUGUGUUGUGGAUAGUGCGACCAGUGUGUUAAUGAAGUCGCCGGAAAGUGUGCUUGAUUCGGCUGCAGCUUUCGUGAAGAGACCGAGUGUGAAUGCUGAAGUGCAAGUGGAUAGGGUGAGCACACCGGUCGUCAGUCUGACCACACACAAGUUAGAACCGAAAAUGGUCGAGAGGAGUCUGUGUACCAGCUGUGGACAUCGGUACGUGAAUACCGAAGAGAUGGCUUGUCAGACCGUUCAGCCUAAGAUCGAACCGGUUCCUGUGACUGUGAAGACGUCGAAUGUCGCUAUGCAGACCAGUAAGUUCUCAAGUCUCUGUCAGACAACCAGUGAAUUAGUGACACAUGUGACACCGGCACCCUACGUCGAGUCAACACUAUCCAUGGCCAUGAAGGUCGAGAAGCCAGUCACUCAGGACGUUGGAAUGCAGUUCGGAAUGCGUGUGGCCACGCGUGUCAUGAGCUCUGGCUACCAGGUGCAACAGACCAGCAGCCACACACUGACGGAAGCAGUGGGAGUAGCAGAACGAGAAGUACAGGUGACUCAAACCGAACGACCAGUUGUGACCAGUGUGGAUCACAGAGAAAUGAAGACAGUGAAACCUGAUCAUAUGAUGUCAGUGAGUACCUCCUACGCAGAACCGCCUGUCAAACAGCCACCACCACGCCAACUGACUGACACUGCCACACAGGCGACCUCCGUUACCACACACGUCACGGAAUCCAGUGAGCAUGUGAUUGUCUCUAAACCCACCGUUCAAGUCGAAGCACCUCUCGUCACCGAGACCGCCUCAUUGGAGUUACCCACACCUGAACCUGUUCGCAAAACAUCACUAGUUGAAGCCACACAGUUCGUGAAACGUUCCACAGUCGACCAACAAAUCGACACAGUACCAGUCUCCUCGUCCGACGUGGGUGCACAGACUGAGCCACACAAAUCUCUACUCGACGGUGCUGCCCAUUUGUCGUUGAAACGCACCGAUGCGACGUCACAAGCCAAACCUGUCCAAUUGUGCAUGGUGGAUUCUUGGAGUGAGAUCCAUGCACCAGUGAAACCAGAGACACCAGUUGUUCCGGUCCACGAACCACCGAAACGCAUCCAAACAUUGGAAGCCUGUGUGCAGACGGUGAAGGAAAGUGUGUGUGUUGUGGAUAGUGCGACCAGUGUGUUAAUGAAGUCGCCGGAAAGUGUGCUUGAUUCGGCUGCAGCUUUCGUGAAGAGACCGAGUGUGAAUGCUGAAGUGCAAGUGGAUAGGGUGAGCACACCGGUCGUCAGUCUGACCACACACAAGUUAGAACCGAAAAUGGUCGAGAGGAGUCUGUGUACCAGCUGUGGACAUCGGUACGUGAAUACCGAAGAGAUGGCUUGUCAGACCGUUCAGCCUAAGAUCGAACCGGUUCCUGUGACUGUGAAGACGUCGAAUGUCGCUAUGCAGACCAGUAAGUUCUCAAGUCUCUGUCAGACAACCAGUGAAUUAGUGACACAUGUGACACCGGCACCCUACGUCGAGUCAACACUAUCCAUGGCCAUGAAGGUCGAGAAGCCAGUCACUCAGGACGUUGGAAUGCAGUUCGGAAUGCGUGUGGCCACGCGUGUCAUGAGCUCUGGCUACCAGGUGCAACAGACCAGCAGCCACACACUGACGGAAGCAGUGGGAGUAGCAGAACGAGAAGUACAGGUGACUCAAACCGAACGACCAGUUGUGACCAGUGUGGAUCACAGAGAAAUGAAGACAGUGAAACCUGAUCAUAUGAUGUCAGUGAGUACCUCCUACGCAGAACCGCCUGUCAAACAGCCACCACCACGCCAACUGACUGACACUGCCACACAGGCGACCUCCGUUACCACACACGUCACGGAAUCCAGUGAGCAUGUGAUUGUCUCUAAACCCACCGUUCAAGUCGAAGCACCUCUCGUCACCGAGACCGCCUCAUUGGAGUUACCCACACCUGAACCUGUUCGCAAAACAUCACUAGUGGAAGCCACACAGUUCGUGAAACGUUCCACAGUCGACCAACAAAUCGACACAGUACCAGUCUCCUCGUCCGACGUGGGUGCACAGACUGAGCCACACAAAUCUCUACUCGACGGUGCUGCCCAUUUGUCGUUGAAACGCACCGAUGCGACGUCACAAGCCAAACCUGUCCAAUUGUGCAUGGUGGAUUCUUGGAGUGAGAUCCAUGCACCAGUGAAACCAGAGACACCAGUUGUUCCGGUCCACGAACCACCGAAACGCAUCCAAACAUUGGAAGCCUGUGUGCAGACGGUGAAGGAAAGUGUGUGUGUUGUGGAUAGUGCGACCAGUGUGUUAAUGAAGUCGCCGGAAAGUGUGCUUGAUUCGGCUGCAGCUUUCGUGAAGAGACCGAGUGUGAAUGCUGAAGUGCAAGUGGAUAGGGUGAGCACACCGGUCGUCAGUCUGACCACACACAAGUUAGAACCGAAAAUGGUCGAGAGGAGUCUGUGUACCAGCUGUGGACAUCGGUACGUGAAUACCGAAGAGAUGGCUUGUCAGACCGUUCAGCCUAAGAUCGAACCGGUUCCUGUGACUGUGAAGACGUCGAAUGUCGCUAUGCAGACCAGUAAGUUCUCAAGUCUCUGUCAGACAACCAGUGAAUUAGUGACACAUGUGACACCGGCACCCUACGUCGAGUCAACACUAUCCAUGGCCAUGAAGGUCGAGAAGCCAGUCACUCAGGACGUUGGAAUGCAGUUCGGAAUGCGUGUGGCCACGCGUGUCAUGAGCUCUGGCUACCAGGUGCAACAGACCAGCAGCCACACACUGACGGAAGCAGUGGGAGUAGCAGAACGAGAAGUACAGGUGACUCAAACCGAACGACCAGUUGUGACCAGUGUGGAUCACAGAGAAAUGAAGACAGUGAAACCUGAUCAUAUGAUGUCAGUGAGUACCUCCUACGCAGAACCGCCUGUCAAACAGCCACCACCACGCCAACUGACUGACACUGCCACACAGGUGACCUCCGUUACCACACACGUCACGGAAUCCAGUGAGCAUGUGAUUGUCUCUAAACCCACCGUUCAAGUCGAAGCACCUCUCGUCACCGAGACCGCCUCAUUGGAGUUACCCACACCUGAACCUGUUCGCAAAACAUCACUAGUGGAAGCCACACAGUUCGUGAAACGUUCCACAGUCGACCAACAAAUCGACACAGUACCAGUCUCCUCGUCCGACGUGGGUGCACAGACUGAGCCACACAAAUCUCUACUCGACGGUGCUGCCCAUUUGUCGUUGAAACGCACCGAUGCGACGUCACAAGCCAAACCUGUCCAAUUGUGCAUGGUGGAUUCUUGGAGUGAGAUCCAUGCACCAGUGAAACCAGAGACACCAGUUGUUCCGGUCCACGAACCACCGAAACGCAUCCAAACAUUGGAAGCCUGUGUGCAGACGGUGAAGGAAAGUGUGUGUGUUGUGGAUAGUGCGACCAGUGUGUUAAUGAAGUCGCCGGAAAGUGUGCUUGAUUCGGCUGCAGCUUUCGUGAAGAGACCGAGUGUGAAUGCUGAAGUGCAAGUGGAUAGGGUGAGCACACCGGUCGUCAGUCUGACCACACACAAGUUAGAACCGAAAAUGGUCGAGAGGAGUCUGUGUACCAGCUGUGGACAUCGGUACGUGAAUACCGAAGAGAUGGCUUGUCAGACCGUUCAGCCUAAGAUCGAACCGGUUCCUGUGACUGUGAAGACGUCGAAUGUCGCUAUGCAGACCAGUAAGUUCUCAAGUCUCUGUCAGACAACCAGUGAAUUAGUGACACAUGUGACACCGGCACCCUACGUCGAGUCAACACUAUCCAUGGCCAUGAAGGUCGAGAAGCCAGUCACUCAGGACGUUGGAAUGCAGUUCGGAAUGCGUGUGGCCACGCGUGUCAUGAGCUCUGGCUACCAGGUGCAACAGACCAGCAGCCACACACUGACGGAAGCAGUGGGAGUAGCAGAACGAGAAGUACAGGUGACUCAAACCGAACGACCAGUUGUGACCAGUGUGGAUCACAGAGAAAUGAAGACAGUGAAACCUGAUCAUAUGAUGUCAGUGAGUACCUCCUACGCAGAACCGCCUGUCAAACAGCCACCACCACGCCAACUGACUGACACUGCCACACAGGUGACCUCCGUUACCACACACGUCACGGAAUCCAGUGAGCAUGUGAUUGUCUCUAAACCCACCGUUCAAGUCGAAGCACCUCUCGUCACCGAGACCGCCUCAUUGGAGUUACCCACACCUGAACCUGUUCGCAAAACAUCACUAGUGGAAGCCACACAGUUCGUGAAGCGUUCCACAGUCGACCAACAAAUCGACACAGUACCAGUCUCCUCGUCCGACGUGGGUGCACAGACUGAGCCACACAAAUCUCUACUCGACGGUGCUGCCCAUUUGUCGUUGAAACGCACCGAUGCGACGUCACAAGCCAAACCUGUCCAAUUGUGCAUGGUGGAUUCUUGGAGUGAGAUCCAUGCACCAGUGAAACCAGAGACACCAGUUGUUCCGGUCCACGAACCACCGAAACGCAUCCAAACAUUGGAAGCCUGUGUGCAGACGGUGAAGGAAAGUGUGUGUGUUGUGGAUAGUGCGACCAGUGUGUUAAUGAAGUCGCCGGAAAGUGUGCUUGAUUCGGCUGCAGCUUUCGUGAAGAGACCGAGUGUGAAUGCUGAAGUGCAAGUGGAUAGGGUGAGCACACCGGUCGUCAGUCUGACCACACACAAGUUAGAACCGAAAAUGGUCGAGAGGAGUCUGUGUACCAGCUGUGGACAUCGGUACGUGAAUACCGAAGAGAUGGCUUGUCAGACCGUUCAGCCUAAGAUCGAACCGGUUCCUGUGACUGUGAAGACGUCGAAUGUCGCUAUGCAGACCAGUAAGUUCUCAAGUCUCUGUCAGACAACCAGUGAAUUAGUGACACAUGUGACACCGGCACCCUACGUCGAGUCAACACUAUCCAUGGCCAUGAAGGUCGAGAAGCCAGUCACUCAGGACGUUGGAAUGCAGUUCGGAAUGCGUGUGGCCACGCGUGUCAUGAGCUCUGGCUACCAGGUGCAACAGACCAGCAGCCACACACUGACGGAAGCAGUGGGAGUAGCAGAACGAGAAGUACAGGUGACUCAAACCGAACGACCAGUUGUGACCAGUGUGGAUCACAGAGAAAUGAAGACAGUGAAACCUGAUCAUAUGAUGUCAGUGAGUACCUCCUACGCAGAACCGCCUGUCAAACAGCCACCACCACGCCAACUGACUGACACUGCCACACAGGCGACCUCCGUUACCACACACGUCACGGAAUCCAGUGAGCAUGUGAUUGUCUCUAAACCCACCGUUCAAGUCGAAGCACCUCUCGUCACCGAGACCGCCUCAUUGGAGUUACCCACACCUGAACCCGUUCGCAAAACAUCACUAGUGGAAGCCACACAGUUCGUGAAACGUUCCACAGUCGACCAACAAAUCGACACAGUACCAGUCUCCUCGUCCGACGUGGGUGCACAGACUGAGCCACACAAAUCUCUACUCGACGGUGCUGCCCAUUUGUCGUUGAAACGCACCGAUGCGACGUCACAAGCCAAACCUGUCCAAUUGUGCAUGGUGGAUUCUUGGAGUGAGAUCCAUGCACCAGUGAAACCAGAGACACCAGUUGUUCCGGUCCACGAACCACCGAAACGCAUCCAAACAUUGGAAGCCUGUGUGCAGACGGUGAAGGAAAGUGUGUGUGUUGUGGAUAGUGCGACCAGUGUGUUAAUGAAGUCGCCGGAAAGUGUGCUUGAUUCGGCUGCAGCUUUCGUGAAGAGACCGAGUGUGAAUGCUGAAGUGCAAGUGGAUAGGGUGAGCACACCGGUCGUCAGUCUGACCACACACAAGUUAGAACCGAAAAUGGUCGAGAGGAGUCUGUGUACCAGCUGUGGACAUCGGUACGUGAAUACCGAAGAGAUGGCUUGUCAGACCGUUCAGCCUAAGAUCGAACCGGUUCCUGUGACUGUGAAGACGUCGAAUGUCGCUAUGCAGACCAGUAAGUUCUCAAGUCUCUGUCAGACAACCAGUGAAUUAGUGACACAUGUGACACCGGCACCCUACGUCGAGUCAACACUAUCCAUGGCCAUGAAGGUCGAGAAGCCAGUCACUCAGGACGUUGGAAUGCAGUUCGGAAUGCGUGUGGCCACGCGUGUCAUGAGCUCUGGCUACCAGGUGCAACAGACCAGCAGCCACACACUGACGGAAGCAGUGGGAGUAGCAGAACGAGAAGUACAGGUGACUCAAACCGAACGACCAGUUGUGACCAGUGUGGAUCACAGAGAAAUGAAGACAGUGAAACCUGAUCAUAUGAUGUCAGUGAGUACCUCCUACGCAGAACCGCCUGUCAAACAGCCACCACCACGCCAACUGACUGACACUGCCACACAGGUGACCUCCGUUACCACACACGUCACGGAAUCCAGUGAGCAUGUGAUUGUCUCUAAACCCACCGUUCAAGUCGAAGCACCUCUCGUCACCGAGACCGCCUCAUUGGAGUUACCCACACCUGAACCUGUUCGCAAAACAUCACUAGUGGAAGCCACACAGUUCGUGAAACGUUCCACAGUCGACCAACAAAUCGACACAGUACCAGUCUCCUCGUCCGACGUGGGUGCACAGACUGAGCCACACAAAUCUCUACUCGACGGUGCUGCCCAUUUGUCGUUGAAACGCACCGAUGCGACGUCACAAGCCAAACCUGUCCAAUUGUGCAUGGUGGAUUCUUGGAGUGAGAUCCAUGCACCAGUGAAACCAGAGACACCAGUUGUUCCGGUCCACGAACCACCGAAACGCAUCCAAACAUUGGAAGCCUGUGUGCAGACGGUGAAGGAAAGUGUGUGUGUUGUGGAUAGUGCGACCAGUGUGUUAAUGAAGUCGCCGGAAAGUGUGCUUGAUUCGGCUGCAGCUUUCGUGAAGAGACCGAGUGUGAAUGCUGAAGUGCAAGUGGAUAGGGUGAGCACACCGGUCGUCAGUCUGACCACACACAAGUUAGAACCGAAAAUGGUCGAGAGGAGUCUGUGUACCAGCUGUGGACAUCGGUACGUGAAUACCGAAGAGAUGGCUUGUCAGACCGUUCAGCCUAAGAUCGAACCGGUUCCUGUGACUGUGAAGACGUCGAAUGUCGCUAUGCAGACCAGUAAGUUCUCAAGUCUCUGUCAGACAACCAGUGAAUUAGUGACACAUGUGACACCGGCACCCUACGUCGAGUCAACACUAUCCAUGGCCAUGAAGGUCGAGAAGCCAGUCACUCAGGACGUUGGAAUGCAGUUCGGAAUGCGUGUGGCCACGCGUGUCAUGAGCUCUGGCUACCAGGUGCAACAGACCAGCAGCCACACACUGACGGAAGCAGUGGGAGUAGCAGAACGAGAAGUACAGGUGACUCAAACCGAACGACCAGUUGUGACCAGUGUGGAUCACAGAGAAAUGAAGACAGUGAAACCUGAUCAUAUGAUGUCAGUGAGUACCUCCUACGCAGAACCGCCUGUCAAACAGCCACCACCACGCCAACUGACUGACACUGCCACACAGGCGACCUCCGUUACCACACACGUCACGGAAUCCAGUGAGCAUGUGAUUGUCUCUAAACCCACCGUUCAAGUCGAAGCACCUCUCGUCACCGAGACCGCCUCAUUGGAGUUACCCACACCUGAACCUGUUCGCAAAACAUCACUAGUUGAAGCCACACAGUUCGUGAAACGUUCCACAGUCGACCAACAAAUCGACACAGUACCAGUCUCCUCGUCCGACGUGGGUGCACAGACUGAGCCACACAAAUCUCUACUCGACGGUGCUGCCCAUUUGUCGUUGAAACGCACCGAUGCGACGUCACAAGCCAAACCUGUCCAAUUGUGCAUGGUGGAUUCUUGGAGUGAGAUCCAUGCACCAGUGAAACCAGAGACACCAGUUGUUCCGGUCCACGAACCACCGAAACGCAUCCAAACAUUGGAAGCCUGUGUGCAGACGGUGAAGGAAAGUGUGUGUGUUGUGGACACUUCUACUUGUGUGAUGAUUAAAACGGGGAACGUUUCACCGAUUUCUACUCAAGGUGUUUUUGAUUCAAUGCCGUCCUCUCUCUUCGAUAUCUCUGUUUCUGCUACGCCUUCUCUCUGUGAUUGUUGGUCUCAAUGUAAUUUUUCGUCGAUUAUAAGAUAUCCGAUUGUUGAUAAUUUUGUGAAUUUUGAUCUGCCUGAAUCCUUAUCAUCUCCACUUGUUGAUUCUUGUUGUAUAAUGGUCUUUGGUUGCUCCUCUAUAGGAACUGUAACUGAGCCAUUAAAUCCUGUUCCCCGUGAUCUGAAAAGUCCGAACUUAAUUGACGCAUCUGGAUUCUUCCUUGUUGAUCCUGAUUAUUUGUCUUCAACAAUUCAGGACGAAGAUGUCCCUCUUGACUCUGGAGACCUUGAAUGGGAGUUAGUUGACGAUAAUUUGAAAGAAUUACACCGUUGUUUGGUGAAUAGUUGUGUGCAAACUGAAGAGUCAAAUAUUUAUAGGCCUGAUUCUCAAAGAGAACGCUCUCCUUCGCUACCUGUUAGCCAAUUGCCUACCGUCAACAGGAAAAACUUUUCAGUCCAGUAUAUUUAUGAGCCUGCUCAAGAAAAUGCUUGCUGUCAAACCCAACCCAUGACCUCUGAUAAAAUUCAAAAAGAGAUCAUUAUCGAUAAUCUAGAUGCUGAAACCAUGACUGACGAUAUAGAGUCAAAUGUUGCCGUCUUACUUCAAAACGUAAGUUCUACAGACAUCAGAGAACGUUUAAUUGAACGUUAUUACUAUUCUGCACCAUGCAGUGCCAUGCUUGUGACUGAUGCAGAAGUUCAAGUCAACCUGACUGGCUCAGUUUAUAAAGGACACUCAAAAGAAUUCUACGUAAAAGACAUUUCUACAGACUAUAUUGUUGAGCAUCAUAUAGAAAAUGAAAAUAUAAUACUAGAAGAAUCGAGUGGACAUGAUGACAGUGAACAAACUGUGUCAGGCACAUCAUAUUCGCGAUACAUGAAGCGCUUGCUUCAUGAAAGUGGUGUAACUGAAGUUUGGGAAAAAUGUCCCCCAACGCAUUCUGUCUUUGAUUAUUAUCAAAGCCGUCGUGAGUUUGGGUCGGUACGUGAGCAGGCCUCUAUGGCCAUGGAAGAGCCCGUUACAGCAGCAGAUGUUGGCAUUCAAAUUGUAUUCGAUUCAUUUUCACAUAGUUCAACGUCUGAAUCCGAAAUAUCAAGAUCUGAAUCCCCGCUUAGUGGAUCAAGUUACACUUAUGAAGCAUAUUUGAUGCGCUCAAGACUAGGACAAGUAUGUGAAGUCCAGUGUCAAUUCUGUCCUACACAUAUACCAACAGCGUCCCAAACGGAUCAUUACGGAAUUUCUAUGCAGACUGAAAGACAUGACAAAUUAAAAGAGGAUAUUUUUGAAAUUUAUCAAAGAAGACUCAUAAAAGAUCAAAUUGCAGAAGCAUGGACUCAAGUUGAACAAGAUUUGUACACAGAAUCUCGAAUGGAAGAAGUUAGUGAACCUAUCGACGUAAUCGAAGAACGUAUCUUGGAGAUAACGGAGAAGAAAAGUAAAAAAGUUUAUAGUCAAAUAAAAAUUACGGAGGAAUUCACAGAAGAGGAGGAUUUGAUUGUUUGUGAAUUGGGUGUGCAAACAGAUCCGUUCUAUGAUCAGCAAUACUUUAUCAAAGCAAAACAAAGUCAUUCUUCAAUAGAUUUUCGUGAAGAAAGUCCUAGACGUUUAAGUACUACGGGUAUUCAGACAUCAGUAAUUCACCUGGCCAGUAUUAUCUCUUCAGGUGACAUAGCAUGGGCUGAUGAGGAUCUGUGUGAGGUAAUUAAGGCAGGCAUCAGAUUGCUUAGAUCUGAUGAGCAUAGAAGUGAAGAUAUAUCUGUGUCAAAAUAUGCGUCUCACCAACUAAACAUUUGCGCUAGAUUACCAACUGAUUCUAAUGAAAAGGUGCUUAUUAGUAGCGGCACACAAGUAAUUCCUAUGGAAUCAGAUCUCGAGAAAAAGUUCCAGAAGGAAUGGCAAUCAGAACCUAUCUCUUUCCAUGAAUCUGCAGAACCCUUCCAAUCUGAUGAUAUUGUAGGAAAAGUUGGAACGCUUACAGAAGAAACCCACCACAUGUCGAAAAUUUUAGUUCAACUACGUCAACGAACAUUACAGUAUGAAUUAUUUGAAUCACAAUAUUCAACAUCAUGUAUACAAUGGAAUAAUAUCCGUGAAGUGGCCAGUCCAAGAACAGGAUUAUUUGCACCAGUUGCAAUGGCAAUAAGAAGAGGAUGGAUUCGACUUGGUGAAACCAAUGAAUAUGUGGAUCCAAUGACCGGAGUUGCUAUUCCACUAGAAACGGCUUAUCAACAAGGACGUAUACGAUUAACUAGUUCAUCAAGUCAUUAUGAUAGAAAUGUUAUAACAAAUACACCUGUAUUACUAUUAAUUGAACGAGUAUACUUUAGUUGGUGCAAAGCCUAUUUAACAAGCGUUGUUAAUACGGCUACAGGAGAAGUACUAUCACCCAAUUUAGCAAUAGCAAAUGGUAUACUUGAAACAACGGAAGAUGAAAUACGCCUAUUAGAUAGUUUAACAAAUACAUGGAUUACUAUAGAAGAAGGUGCUGGUAGACAAAUAAUACAAUUAGAACCAUCAACUCCCACAACAGAAUCUAUGGAAGAUGAAUUAGAUGAACCAGUUAGCUGUAAAGUUUAUCAACUCACUCAUGUUUGUCCUGGUGGUGAACCAUCUCCUUGGUUAGGUCCAUUAGAAGCUGUACGUUUGGGAUUAUUAAAUUGGGAAACUGGUGAAGUUGCUGCUGAUUGGCCAGCAAGACCAAUGUUACGUAGUAUGAAUUCUACAGGGCAUUUAUCGUCGGAAGAUUUUAUCCCAACUAAAUGGUGUAGUUUUCUAACUGCAAAACAAGCUGGUUGGUUAAGAUUUAUUGAAGAAAUAGAACCACAACGGUAUAUAACAACAUCAGGUACACCAAAUAAAGAGCCAGGAUCACUUCUAUUAUCAACACAAGUAAAUCUUUUAGCUCCAUCUCAAGUAUCAUUAAAUUAUGAACAAGAUGAUAUUGAAGAAAAUUAUCCUCAUCGACCUAAUCAAUAUCAUCAUGAAUUCAAUAUACCAAGAACUAGAUCAGAUGAUGUUUUUACAACUAGAAAUAUAAGUACAUCUAACUUAUAUCAUCCAAUUAAUGUAUUACCUGAUACUAGAAGUGUAUCAUGUACUCGAAUUGAUAUAACAUCACCAUUAUAUAAUGAUUAUAAAUUAAUUCCAUCACAUGUACAAGUAAGACAUGAAAAUGAUGAACAUUCAUGGACAAGUGAAACACAAAUAUGGGAAGAAUAUCAAGAGACUUCAUCAAGAACUAUUUCACCUGAUAAUGCAAGAGGUCAUCAAUAA
Schistosoma haematobium is the source of this 41310-nucleotide messenger RNA. It is a transcript of the gene MUC22, whose product is annotated as Muc22p. Bases 790 to 41310 code for a protein of 13506 amino acids. The transcript is spliced from 14 exons. The record is from RefSeq and is a predicted model, not a curated record. NCBI's taxonomy places the organism in Eukaryota, Metazoa, Platyhelminthes, Trematoda, Strigeidida, Schistosomatidae.